This is a messenger RNA of Micropterus dolomieu (smallmouth bass), 2429 nucleotides long. It is a transcript of the gene irf5, whose product is annotated as interferon regulatory factor 5. Gene Ontology annotation, cellular component: nucleus. The record is from RefSeq and is a predicted model, not a curated record. Gene Ontology annotation, molecular function: RNA polymerase II cis-regulatory region sequence-specific DNA binding; protein binding; DNA-binding transcription factor activity, RNA polymerase II-specific. Gene Ontology annotation, biological process: immune system process; regulation of transcription by RNA polymerase II. NCBI's taxonomy places the organism in Eukaryota, Metazoa, Chordata, Actinopteri, Centrarchiformes, Centrarchidae. Bases 626 to 2107 code for a protein of 493 amino acids. The transcript has 8 exons.
GCUUCAUUCUUUCUUUCAUCAGCUGAUUCUACCGGCGGCGGCGCCGGCUGCUUUCAUCAGAUGCUUCGGUGCAGUUUAGCGUCCGACUCCUAACCUGUUUUCUCUGCGUUACCGUCGUCUGUUUGGACUAAACUGGGGAACGAGCACGAUCACUGAGGGAAAACGGGUUUCUUGCCGACAGGCAUAAUAAAAGUUGACGGGAGAAAGAAAAGAAUCUCUCUAACAGGCUAAAUGAAGAAAGUUGUGUGGGGUUUUUGUUGGUCAGACCUACAGUGAACUCAGAUUUUAACUAGACGGUGAAUCAACAAAUCAAAUAUAGCCGAACACUUCGCAGCGAUGCACUGGACUUUAAUGUUUCUGUCCUGAUGUCCAAUCAACAACGGCUACCCAAUAAGUGGGCGUGUCUGUCAGGAAAAGACUUCCGCGAAGGCGCCGGUGUAUCCUCGCUCCUCUGAGCUUUGGGACGGCCUGCAAGAUGGCGGAGCGAAACAGCUUCCGGUUCAAGCGAGGAAAUGACAAAUAAGAGAUUUGAGAAGCACCUUGAGAGUCUGAAUCCUGACCCUGUACUCCUCCUGUCCCCCCCAGAGCUCCCAGUCCCCUCCGGGCCCCACCAGGACCCACAGCCAUGAGCGUCCAGACCCGGAGGAUCCGCCUGAAGCCCUGGUUGUUGGCUCAGGUGAACAGCGGCAGGUAUCCCGGUCUACAGUGGCUCAGUGCAGAACACAGACUCUUCCAGAUCCCCUGGAGACACGCCACGCGCCACACGCCCGCGUCAGACGAGGAAAACACCAUCUUCAAGGCGUGGGCUCUGGAGACGGGUAAAUAUCAGGAAGGCGUGGAUGAACCCGACCCUGCGAAGUGGAAAGCGAACCUUCGCUGCGCUCUGAACAAAAGCAGAGAGUUCCAGCUGAAAUACGACGGCACCAAAGAGACGCCGGUCCAACCGUACAAGAUCUACGAGGUCUGUGAGCAGCCCGCCAACACAGAUGGUGGUGAAGAUGAUGAAGAGGAGAUGCCGAACCUGAUGGAGCUCACCAUCAACCCCAGGACCAGUGAGACCCCGUCCUUCAGCUCCUUCCCAGCUCACGCAGAGGUGAAUCAGUUCAGUCUGUCCACCAACGGGACGUUUGGACCUCCACAUGUGAUCCCGGUACCGCUCGUCCCAGACAGAGUCGUCCCCAUGCCCUCUGAUCUCCUGGCUCGGGGUCAGAUGGUGGAUCAGGGGAGCUUCGUCCAUCCGGGCGGACUCUCUAAUGGACCCCAGGACCUGGAUUCUCUGCCCCCACCGGCUGCUUCUGCUCCCCCCGUGUCAGCCCUGAUGGAGACCGGCGGCAUGGGGGAUGUAGAGAACCAGGGGGACCCUCAGAACCACCAACCCUGCAAAUACGACCUGCUGAGCAGCGUCCCAUUAACAGAUCUGGACCUGAAGUUCCAGUACCGGGGCCGGACCACAGGUUCUCUGACUGUCAGUAACCCUCAGGGCUGCCGUUUGUACUACGGACACCUGGAGCCGACCCCGGAGCAGGUGGAGCUGUUCGGACCAGUCACCCUGCAGCAGGUCUUGUUCCCGGGGACGUCUGAGGUCCAGAACCAGAAGCAGCGGUUCUACACAGAGGCCCUGCUGGACGUGAUGGACCGCGGUCUAAUCCUGGAGAUCUGGGAGCAGGACAUCUACGCCAUCCGCCUUUGUCAGUGUAAGGUGUUCUGGUCCGGACCGGGCAUGCCUGAACAGGGUCUACCAAACCCCAUGGAGAGGGAGAAGAAGAUCAAAGUGUUUAGCCUCAACGAGUUCCUGCAAGGACUGAUCCUGUUCCAGAGGGGGGAAGCUCAGAACCCUCCCCCCUUCGAGAUCUACUUCUGUUUCGGGGAGGACUGGCCCGACAAGAAACCCAAAGAGAAAAAACUCAUCAUCGUGCAGGUGGUUCCUGUGGUGGCUCGAAUCCUGACGGAGAUGUUCUCUGGAGAACUCAGCUGGUCCACAGAUAGCAUCCGGCUGCAGAUCUCAAACCCUGACGUAAAGGACCAGACGGUGGAGCAGUUCAAGGAGCUGCAGAGGCUUCUGCAGAGCCAACAGAUCCAGGGGCCCUGGACCCCCAACAUACCCUGAACACCAGGACGGCUGUCCUGCCUCAUCAUCAUCACCACCAGCUCAGGACUCAGACCAGCACAGUUCCAGUCCUCUCCAGGUGUUUCAACACUGAACCGAUCCUCUAACGGACCUUUACCCUGGACUCUACAGCCCUGAUGAGUCCAGAACCUUUAACAGAACAUGUAAAGAUUCUUUUCAGCAUCGGCUCAAACUCAACUUCAGCUAGAAAACAAACAGAACAGCAGUUUUUUCUUUGUAGCUCAUUUUAAGAGAAGUGAAAAUGAAUCCAACGGCUGCAGGGCGCUCCGCCCCGAGUCCGCCGCGACAGCUGACGGCUGAG